AUUAUAAUCCUGGUACUAUGUUGUCCACGUACCAAACGACCCCUAGACCCCUAGCUCUGUCAUCACACAACAGCGGCCGCCCCUGUUCUUCAUCUUUCUCUUGACAGACGAACAGACCCAUGAGCUGCCGCCUCCCUCCUCUCUAACUCCCUCCUCUCUGAAGAACUAGCAGCCGUCCAUCCUCACUCUCACACACACGCCAAAACGGCUAAAAAAUGGAAAAGAAAAUCCUCUGAGAUCUAAAAAAAGGGAAGAAAACUGAAAUAGCAAAGACUUGGAGAAAUUCUCAUUGAAAAAAGGAAAGCAAAUCGUGUUUGAAUCUUGCUUGGAAGUGAAGUGCUUAAUCUCAAAUUUCUGGCCGUUUUAGAGCUAUGGUUUUCUAUUAAUUUGUGGGUUAAUCUCUGGGCUACCAAGAGUGAUUGAACUCUUAAAUUACUGCCGAGCGCUGCUGAUUCACUUCUUUGCUGGGCUCCAGAUUUAUUUCCUAUCACCGCCUCUCUUUAUUCUGUCGCAGCAAGAAUCUGUCAAAAAUAAUCCUUCACCGCCAUCGGCAAAUCAACCUCCCUUUCGGCCGUGCGCCGCCUGCCUGCCCUACCUUGUUUGGUUGUCUUCGAUCUCGGAUUCUCGGUUAUACCCUCUGACCCUUUUAUUUGUUGGAGAUUGUGAAGGAGGGGACCUCCUGACGUAUACCAAUGACAACUGCUCAGACCAUGACGAGUCAUCUUAAUAAUAAAGUUAAUGAGCGUGCAGCCUCCUUUGCUUCCAAGGUUCAGAACCCAACUUCAUCAUACAAAAGAUUGGGAAGGAAAUCACCAUUUAUGAGAUAUGGACUUCCUAUGAUCUCACUCACGGUGCUUGGAUCUAUUGGUCUUAGCCAACUUCUGCAAGGCAGCAAGGAUAUAGCUAAAGUAAAGGACGAUCAAGAGUGGGAAAUCAUCGAAACAAGAAAAGCUCUUUCCAGGGCUGGACCUGUCAAUGCAUAUAACCCCAAAAAAAUUAACCUGGAGGAAGAACUAAAGGCUUUGCAGGAGAAGGUGGAUAUUAAUGAUUAUGAAUAUAAAAAAAUCCCUAAGCCCAAGGAAAGCGCAUAAAACAACGAAAAGGUUACUGAGAUUCUCGUGUGCUAUAAUUUUGCAGCUCGUAGGGAUUCUCUUUUGCAAUAAUAUAGCAGCAGUGUAGCUCUUCCUUUCCUUGAGUUAACUGGUGAAAUUUUUUUGAUCGGUUGUUGCAUUGUGUAUGCUUUUUUAGUUGUAUAUGCAGCUCUAAGCAGGCUGAAUGUAAGUGACUCGUAGGCAAUUUUGGGAUUUUAAAUUUCCUGAAACAACCUAUCCAGAGGAAAGUCAGCUGUGGCAUUAAUGUGAAUAUUUAUGGAAGUGUUAUGUGUUCUCUUA
Molecule: messenger RNA, 1391 nt
Organism: Nicotiana attenuata
Lineage: Eukaryota; Viridiplantae; Streptophyta; Magnoliopsida; Solanales; Solanaceae
Product: cytochrome c oxidase assembly protein COX16, mitochondrial-like
Exons: 5
Coding region: 693-1091 (132 amino acids)
Cellular component (GO): mitochondrial membrane
Source: RefSeq, a predicted model, not a curated record